Molecule: messenger RNA, 1475 nt
Organism: Penicilliopsis zonata CBS 506.65
Lineage: Eukaryota; Fungi; Ascomycota; Eurotiomycetes; Eurotiales; Aspergillaceae
Exons: 3
Coding region: 1-1257 (418 amino acids)
Biological process (GO): L-histidine biosynthetic process
Molecular function (GO): pyridoxal phosphate binding; L-histidinol-phosphate:2-oxoglutarate transaminase activity
Source: RefSeq, a predicted model, not a curated record
AUGGCAUCUAAAUCUUCUGCCUUUGAUUUAUCGACAUGCGCCCGCUCGAACAUUCUCCAGCUGCAGCCGUACCGCUGUGCAAGAGAUGACUACAAGGACGAUGGGACGAAUAUAUUACUCGAUGCCAAUGAGAAUGCCUACGGGCCCGGCCUCGCGUUGAACAGCGACGGCGGGAUGGGGUCUUCAGGGCCGACGAUUGAUUUCUUGGGACUGAACAGAUACCCGGAUCCUCACCAAAUAGAGCUUAAGCAGCUGUUCUGCAAUCUUCGAAACACGAAAGUGCACACACAGAAAGACCUACGACCGGAGAACCUGUUUGUUGGGGUGGGAUCGGAUGAGGCGAUCGAUGUGAUACUCCGGUGUUUCUGCAGGCCGGGGAAGGAUAAGAUCCUGACCUGCCCGCCGACAUACGGGAUGUACGGGGUCAGCGCGCAGGUGAACGACUUGGAGAUCGUCAAGGUACCGUUGGACGCGGCGAAUGGGUUCGCGCUGCAGCCGGAGAAGAUCAACGAGGCGUUGGCGGCGGACAGCUCGAUCAAGGUGACGUACAUCUGCUCACCGGGGAACCCGACGGCGAAUCUGAUCCGCAAGGAGGACAUUCAAAAGGUGCUGGAGCACCCGACGUGGAACGGGGUGGUCGUGGUGGACGAGGCAUACAUUGACUUUGCGCCGGAGGGAUCCAGUCUGGCGGAGUGGGUGACCGAGUGGCCCAACCUGGUGGUCAUGCAGACGCUAAGCAAGGCGUUUGGCCUGGCGGGCAUCCGGCUCGGGGUCGCGUUCACGAGCGCUCCGAUCGCUACGUUAUUCAACAGCCUCAAGGCCCCCUACAACAUCUCUAGCCCGACUAGCGUGCUAGCCACGGCCGCCCUCUCCCCAGACAACAUGGCCGUCAUGCGGCGGUACCGCGAGCAGAUCAUCGCGCAGCGCGACCGUGUGCUAGCCGAGUUGCCGCAGAUCCCCGGCAUCGGUCGCUUCCUCGGCGGUCAGGCGUCCAACUUCCUGCUGGUCGAGAUCCUCGACAAGCCGGCCAGCGAAGGUGGCAAGCCCUGCAACGUGACUGCGCAGGCGGCAUACGAAGCGCUGGCCGAGAAGCGCGGCGUUGUCGUCCGCUUCCGCGGCAAGGAACUUGGCUGCGAGGGUUGUCUGCGUAUCACCAUCGGCACGGAGGAUGAGGUUACUCGGUUCUUGCGUGAGCUGCGUGUCGUCUUACAGCGACUGCACGCCGGGGUCGCUGUCGAGUCCGCCAAGGCCGAGUAGGAUAAGGGAGCAACAGGCCAGCCAAGUGAUUGGCUGAGAGCGAGAUCACUCUAUGGCUUCACUAGACCUACCUGUAGGUAGGAGGUAGAUAACUACAGGGAUAGGUAGCAGGUCCUUCUCUGUCCAGAAUACUAGAUAGAUAGGUUGUAUAGAACUAUUCCAUUUUCGGACACCACCGCCCCCUAAUCUCAUCCCAAGUCGAGGCAACGUCCCCAGCU